Messenger RNA from Argentina anserina (silverweed cinquefoil), 684 nucleotides. RefSeq names its product protein NOI4. The transcript is spliced from 3 exons. NCBI's taxonomy places the organism in Eukaryota, Viridiplantae, Streptophyta, Magnoliopsida, Rosales, Rosaceae. The record is from RefSeq and is a predicted model, not a curated record. Bases 153 to 377 code for a protein of 74 amino acids. Gene Ontology annotation, cellular component: plasma membrane.
UUACAUCAAAUUCCCAUGGCCCACCCAUCUCUCUAUCCUCUCUCUCUCUUAGAGAGCAAUGCAAAACCUGAAGUAAUCAUCAUCAUCAUCAUCCUCAUCACUCAUCAGAAACCAAAGCAGGCGCCUUUCUCAUCAACACUAACUCAAAAUCCAUGGCGGAUAAGGGUGUACCACUGCCAAAGUUCGGUGAAUGGGACGUCAAUGAUCCAGCAUCCGCUGAGGGAUUCACAGUAAUCUUCAACAAGGCUAGGACUGAGAAAAAGACAGGUGGCAGACCUGAGUCACCAGCUAAGGAUGACUGCACAUAUAAGCAUGGAGCAGUUCUCGGAAAGCCUCCUACUAAAAAAUGGUUUUGCUGCUUGCGUGCUGAAUCGUGAAGAAGCUCCCACGUGCUGAAUCGUAGGAAAUGCUAUUACGUAUGUAUGUCCCCAUGCCGUGAUAUAUUCCAGAAGACUGGAGCUAUGUUCAAAAGCCAUGAUUGGUCCUGCUGGAAAUGGUACUGUCUUUUUGAACAUUUGGUAGAAUUGUGGGCUUAUUUGGGAGACAAAUGAUUGAAAAACAGUACUGUAUUCUGUUCGUGUACUGGUAGACUAAUAUUUUGUCAACUUUUUUCUUCUUAGUUCUUGAUAUCAACUCUGCGCUCAUGUUUUCGUUUGUUUGUGAAAUGGAUUGGAGUUUCUUUGA